Cuculus canorus (common cuckoo) is the source of this 4571-nucleotide messenger RNA. Its product is annotated as deleted in malignant brain tumors 1 protein-like. NCBI's taxonomy places the organism in Eukaryota, Metazoa, Chordata, Aves, Cuculiformes, Cuculidae. The transcript has 20 exons. Gene Ontology annotation, cellular component: membrane. Bases 66 to 4571 code for a protein of 1501 amino acids. The record is from RefSeq and is a predicted model, not a curated record.
UCCCCAGGAGCUGUGACAGGGAGCGGGAUCCAUCAGGGCUGUUCCAGCACGGCAGGAGGCUCAGGAUGGGGAUGAAGGGGCUCCUGUCCCCUCCGGUGCUGUGGCUGCUGCUCUGGGUGCAGCCGUGCAGGGGGGCUGCAGAGGUGAGGCUGGAGAACGGCAGCGGACGCUGUGCUGGGAGAGUGGAAGUGAAACACGAGGGACAGUGGGGGACCGUGUGUGAUGAUCUCUGGGACAUGGCUGAUGCCGCAGUGGUUUGUAAGCAGCUGAGCUGUGGAGCUGCUCUUGGAGCUCAUAACUAUGCACACUUUGGACAAGGAUCUGGCCCCAUUUGGAUGACUGAUGUUUGGUGUUUUGGCACCGAGUCUGCCCUGUCUGACUGUAGGCACAAUGGAUGGGGUAUAAAUCGCUGUUCUCACAGAGAGGAUGCUGGAGUGACGUGUUCAGGAUUUGUCCAGCUGGUUGGAAGACACAGCCCCUGCUCAGGACACAUGUUGAUCCACGACGGGGACCAGUGGAAAACUGUCUGUGACUCAGACUUUGGUCCCAAAGCUGCUGCUGUGGUCUGCAGGGAGUUGCGGUGUGGAGUAGUCCUGUCCGUCCAUGGGGCAGCUCACAUUGAGGAAAGCAUUGAUGCCCUCUGGGACAGAGAGCUGCAGUGCGUGGGGAAUGAAUCCCACCUCGCCUCCUGCCCCAGGGGACCUCCCACCGACCAGCUCUGCUCCCACGGCCGCGCUGCCGGGGUCACCUGCACACAGUUCACAGGGUUCAGGCUGGUGAACGGCAGCACGGCGUGUGAUGGGAGAGUGGAGGUCCAGGUACAUGAGACCUGGGGCACCCUCUGCGCCUCCAGUUGGGAUCUCUCGGACGCCCACGUUCUCUGUCGUCACCUCAACUGCGGCUUUGCUGAGUCCCUUCCCAGAGGAGAGCAUUUUGGAGGAGGCACCAGCCCCAUCUGGAGAGACUCGUUCCACUGUGAUGGAACUGAAGCCCACCUGGGACAGUGCCCAGUGACCACCCUGGGGGUCUCGCUGUGCUCCCAUGAGAACAUCGCUGCUGUCAUUUGCUCAGGCCCACCCCGCUCUGCAUCCCUGCGGCUGGUGGGUGGAGAGAGCCGCUGCGAUGGGCGAGUGGAGAUCUUCCAGCACGGAACAUGGAGCAGAGUCCUGGACGACCAGUGGGACGAGCAGGAGGCCAGCGUGGUGUGCCGGCAGCUGCAGUGUGGAGAGGCAGAGGGAGCCUACAACCCCCCAAAGCCGGAGAGAGGGACGGGUCCCGUGGGGCUGCGACGGGUGCGGUGCACAGGGCACGAGGACAGCCUGACCCUCUGCAACACCUCAGUGCCUGAGAGUGCGCUGGCAGCAGGGGUGGCAGAGGAUGUGGGGGUUGUUUGCCGGGGGAGCCGGCGGGUGCGGCUGGCAAAUGGGCAAGGGCGCUGCGCCGGGAGAGUGGAGAUCUACCACCAGGGCAGCUGGGGCACCGUCUGCGAUGACGGCUGGGACCUGCCCGAUGCCACUGUUGUGUGCCGCCAGCUGGGCUGCGGGGGAGCGGUGGAGGCGUCUGAUUCCGCUCGGUUUGGGGAAGGCUCCGGGCAGAUCUGGCUGGACGGCGUAAGCUGCUCCGGGGCUGAAGGAGCUCUCUGGGACUGCCCAGUGGAGGCCUGGGGGCAGCAUGACUGUGGGCACAAAGAGGAUGCAGGAGUCAUCUGCUCAGACAGGGAAAAGAUCCAUGCCAUAGGCGGCAAGGACAAAUGCUCGGGCAGAGUGGAGGUGUGGCACCGCGGCUCCUGGGGGACAGUGUGCGGCGGCUCCUGGGGGACAGUGUGCGACGACUCCUGGGACAUGCGGGAUGCUGAGGUGGCGUGCAGGCAGCUGGGCUGCGGCCCCGCGGUGUCUGCCCUGGGCGAGGCGGCAUUUGGGGAGGGCACGGGCCCCAUCUGGCUGGAGCAGGUGGAGUGCCAGGGGACAGAGCCAUCUCUGCAGGACUGCUGGGCCCAGGCUGGGGACAGGAGACUCUGCCGGCACAAAGAGCACACGGCUGUGAACUGCUCAGCUGCAUCCACCACGGCAGCACAACCGCCUCGAGCAGAUCCCACCCAGGCCCUCCUGACCAGCAGUGGAAGACUCUCCUUGCCUGUCAUCAUCUGCAUCGUCCUGGGAGCCCUGCUCUGCCUGCUCCUGGCCCUCCUGGUCGGGCAUGUGCGAGGCGCCAGGGCUGAGCGCAGAGGCUUCGACAGAACCUGGGAGCCCUUCUCUGAGGCCGUGUACGAGGAGAUCGGGUACAGCCCAGUGUGGGAGAAGCAGGCGGGGUUCAGCGGCUCAGGCUCCCAUUCCGAGGGGUCCCUCCCAGAGCUGCAGCCCCACCCCAGAAACAGCAAGGAGGAGGAAGAUGGCCCGGGGUCAGCACCAGGUGACCCAGCAGACAGCUAUGAUGAUGCCAGGGAGAUUCCUGACCUUGGGCAGGAUCCUGAGUCUGGACAGGGAGACUGGAAAACGGCCGGGGAGCCAGAGGAGGGCCCAGAGCCCAGGGAUGCACCUGGAGCUGCUGCUCCCAGCACAGUGGGGCUGGACCAGCGACAGGGGCUGUUUCCUCUCCGCCCAGACACAGAUCCCAUCCCGUCCCAGCUCCAUGGUUCCCACAGCUCGGGUGCAGCUGGGCACGCGCCUCUUGGCUGGGUUGGCAUCUGCAGAUCCAUAACUCUGUCAUCUUCGUUGUCCCCACGAGUCCCCAGGAGCUGUGACAGGGAGCGGGAUCCAUCAGGGCUGUUCCAGCACGGCAGGAGGCUCAGGACGGGGAUGAAGGGGGUCCUGUCCCCUCCGGUGCUGUGGCUGCUGCUCUGGGUGCAGCCGUGCAGGGGGGCUGCAGAGGUGAGGCUGGAGAACGGCAGCGGACGCUGUGCUGGGAGAGUGGAAGUGAAACACGAGGGACAGUGGGGGACCGUGUGUGAUGAUCUCUGGGACAUGGCUGAUGCCGCAGUGGUUUGUAAGCAGCUGGGCUGUGGAGUUGCUCUCAAAACUCAUAACUAUGCAUACUUUGGACAAGGAUCUGGCCGCAUUUGGAUGGCUGAUGUUCGGUGUGAUGGCACCGAGUCUGCCCUGUCUGACUGUAGGCACAACGGAUGGGGUCGAAAUAGCUGUUCUCACGGAGAGGAUGCUGGAGUGACGUGUUCAGGCCCACCCCGCUCUGCAUCCCUGCGGCUGGUGGGUGGAGAGAGCCGCUGCGAUGGGCGAGUGGAGAUCUUCCAGCACGGAACAUGGAGCAGAGUCCUGGACGACCAGUGGGACGAGCAGGAGGCCAGCGUGGUGUGCCGGCAGCUGCAGUGUGGAGAGGCAGAGGGAGCCUACAACCCCCCAAAGCCGGAGAGAGGGACGGGUCCCGUGGGGCUGCGACGGGUGCGGUGCACAGGGCACGAGGACAGCCUGACCCUCUGCAACACCUCGGUGCCGGAGAGUGCGCUGGCAGCAGGGGUGGCAGAGGAUGUGGGGGUUGUUUGCCGGGGGAGCCGGCGGGUGCGGCUGGCAAAUGGGCAAGGGCGCUGCGCCGGGAGAGUGGAGAUCUACCACCAGGGCAGCUGGGGCACCGUCUGCGAUGACGGCUGGGACCUGCCCGAUGCCACUGUUGUGUGCCGCCAGCUGGGCUGCGGGGGAGCGGUGGAGGCGUCUGAUUCCGCUCGGUUUGGGGAAGGCUCCGGGCAGAUCUGGCUGGACGGCGUAAGCUGCUCCGGGGCUGAAGGAGCUCUCUGGGACUGCCCAGUGGAGGCCUGGGGGCAGCAUGACUGCGGGCACAAAGAGGAUGCAGGAGUCAUCUGCUCAGAGUUCGUUGCCCUAAGGCUGGAGAACAGCACUGGCUGCUCUGGGCACCUGCAGGUUCUCUAUAAUGGGACAUGGGGCAGCGUUUGCUCCACCUCGAUGACUUCCAAAGAGGUGUCGCUGGCAUGCAAGGAACUUGGCUGUGGGGACAGAGGGUUCCUUGAUACACAAGGGACCUCUGACACGCUGUCUGGUGUCACCUGGCUGGAUCACGUGGAGUGCGGGGAGAGACACAGCUCCUUCUGGCAGUGUCUCUCUGACCCCUGGGACACACAGUCAUGCAAUGACCCGCGAGAUGUGACCCACAUCUCCUGCAAUGGGAUGCAGCCAGAAGUGCUCCCAGCCUUGGGGACGGAGUGCCCGAGCUCCACCAGCUGCACAGACAGGGAGAAGAUCCGUGCCAUAGGCGGCAAGGACAAAUGCUCAGGCAGAGUGGAGGUGUGGCACCGCGGCUCCUGGGGGACAGUGUGUGAUGAUUCCUGGGACAUGCGGGAUGCUGAGGUGGCGUGCAGGCAGCUGGGCUGCGGCCCUGCGGUGUCUGCCCUGGGCGAGGCGGCAUUUGGGGAGGGCAUGGGCCCCAUCUGGCUGGAGCAGGUGGAGUGCCAGGGGACAGAGCCAUCUCUGCAGGACUGCUGGGCCCAGGCUGGGGACAGGAGAUUCUGCCGGCACAAAGAGGAUGCGGCUGUGAACUGCUCAGGUGAAUGGAGGGGCCAAGAGUCCUUCGCUGGGUACUGGCAAGGAGUUGGGGUCCAGAGCUCCUGA